AUGCGGGAAACCCCAGGGGACAUACGAGGAGGCGCUAUCUUUAGAGACAAAAACGGUAGAUGGAUUGAAGGUUGCUCUUUCUCAUUCCAAGCAAGCAACCCUUUGGAAACUGAACUGAGAGCGUUGGAGUUGGCCCUGCGAUGGACGGAAUCUAAAGGAAUCCCUAACAUAGAGGUGCAGACUGAUUGCAAAGAGAUGGAAAAGGCUCUCAAUGGUACCAACGAGAGCAAUCAUCAGCUGGGAGCCCUGAAGGUUCGUUGCAGAGAGUUAAUUCGCAGAAGUGGGUGCACGACGGUUAUACAUGUCUUCCGUGAACAAAACUUUGUUGCUGAUUUUUUGGCUUUGAUUGCUGCUAAUAGGAGGGAGCCUUGUAUUAUUUUUGUUUCCUCACCCCCUGGCUGCAAUACUCUUGUGUGUAAUGAUCAAAUGGGAGUGGUGAGUGAACGUCUCAUGCUGGAGACAGAGUAG
Ipomoea triloba (trilobed morning glory) is the source of this 468-nucleotide messenger RNA. RefSeq lists its product as uncharacterized. Gene Ontology annotation, molecular function: RNA-DNA hybrid ribonuclease activity; nucleic acid binding. The transcript is spliced from 2 exons. Lineage: Eukaryota; Viridiplantae; Streptophyta; Magnoliopsida; Solanales; Convolvulaceae. The record is from RefSeq and is a predicted model, not a curated record. Bases 1 to 468 code for a protein of 155 amino acids.